Columba livia (rock pigeon) is the source of this 3464-nucleotide messenger RNA. Its product is annotated as arf-GAP with dual PH domain-containing protein 1. Gene Ontology annotation, cellular component: plasma membrane; cytoplasm; intracellular membrane-bounded organelle. Lineage: Eukaryota; Metazoa; Chordata; Aves; Columbiformes; Columbidae. Gene Ontology annotation, molecular function: GTPase activator activity; phosphatidylinositol bisphosphate binding; phosphatidylinositol-3,4,5-trisphosphate binding. The transcript is spliced from 11 exons. The record is from RefSeq and is a predicted model, not a curated record. Gene Ontology annotation, biological process: positive regulation of GTPase activity. Bases 991 to 2130 code for a protein of 379 amino acids.
CUCCUGGCAAAACGCUGUUAUGGCGCUGCCUUGUGCGGCCAGCACAGCACCCGGUCCCUCACCCCCAGACCCACUCUGCCACACCUCCUGAGUAUUUUACAUCUGCAUCUCUUCAAUCAGUGUUGUUCCUUCAAAUAUUUAGCAUCUCUUCAGUAAAGGUCUAAGGGUUUAUUUCAAGCUGUUGUCAUUGUUUGGUGUCAGUGGCACCUGUGGCACUCUCAGCUGGGGGACGCAAGUGUGGGGAUGGGUCUUGGUUCUGACACUGAGCCACCAAGAUGCAGGACCUGGCUGAACAACAGCUGUGGUUUCUGUAGUUGAUGUUGGCGAAAGGUACCAGCAUGAGUUGGUGGGGGCAUCAGGGCUGCCAGGUUCUUAGCUGCUGGCUUGAGUGACUUUGGCUGAACUCUUGAACCUUUCUUGCCCUCCAGUCCUUGCCCUAAAAACAGGUGUAAUGCUUGUGUGGUGGCCAGCUGACUUUGGUGGAAGCUCCUGAAGUGCUGCGGGGGCAGCCAAAGCCAACCCCCCAGUGCACAGAGCAUGACAAGUCCUGACACGGCCCGUUGGCCGCUCGUGCAAGGCCACCUCGCCUUUAUCAGCUCUCUUGCUGCUUGCACUCUUCCUGGCCUGUCCUUUCUCCAGCAGAAAUGCGGAAAAACCAGUUCUGUGGUUAAUUGCUGCACUUCCCUCCACGCCCAUGGGGCAGGUCUUCUCCUCCUCCUCCUCACUCACAGCCUGGCUGCACUUCAGCCUCUUCGUCCUUGCCUGCGCUCAGCCGGCUCAGGUGCACCGUCAGGCCUCCACGCUCCUUCCAUUAACCUCGCGGUUUCUCCUGCCUUCCCCUUUUUACACCGUCUGCAAGAGCUGCUGGCUCUCUGGUGGUUCUUUCUUCCUUGGGCAACCCAGUGGGUUGGGUUGGCCCACAGGUGCGGAAGGUGCAGGCAGCCGCCUUCCCGGCCCUGCCCUGCCCUGCCCUGAGGAGUAGCAUUGGACAUGAUGGCUGGAGGACACGAGAGAAGUAUGAAGGCUCUGAGGGAAGUGUGGAGAAGAGCAGAAAACUCUUCAUGCGCAGACUGUGGGAAGCCAGAUCCUGACUGGGCAUCCUCUACUUUGGGUGUCUUUAUAUGCCUCAGCUGCUCAGGAAUUCACCGCAACAUCCCGAGCAUCAGCAAAGUCAAAUCCCUGAAGAUGGACCACUGGGAUGAUGCCCAAGUGCAGUUUCUGGCCAAACAUGGGAAUGCUGUGACUAAAGCCACAUACGAAGCUCACAUCCCUAUUUACUAUUACCAGCCAACCUACAAUGACUGCCAAGUGCUGAGAGAACAGUGGAUACGGGCCAAAUAUGAACGCAAAGAGUUCACCGAGCCGGGAAAACAGCUGCCAUAUUCUGAUGGGGUAAAGGAAGGCAUCCUCUGGAAGCGAGGUCGAGACAAUGGGCAGUUCCUCCCCCGCAAGUUCGUCUUGUCUGAGAGAGAGGGGUGUCUGAAGUAUUUCACCAAGCAGGAUGCCAAAGAACCCAAACUCAAUGUUAAAAUAGAUGUCAUCAAUGCUACGUUCCAGCCAGUGAAGAUUGGAAACCCCAAUGGCCUGCAGAUCACCUAUCUCAAAGACAAUAAGACCCGGAAUAUAUUUGUCUACCAUGAAAGCGGAAAGGAGGUGGUAGACUGGUUCAAUGCCAUUCGCUCUGUGCAGUUCCAUUACCUGAAGGUAGCAUUUCCUAUUGCCAGCGAUAAUGAGAUUAAAAAUCGGCUGACAAGAAGCUUCUUGAAGGAGGGAUACAUGGAGAAAACUGGGCCCAAGCAGAAAGAGGCUUUUAAGAAGCGCUGGUUCACCCUGGAUCACCGCAGGCUCAUGUACUUCAAGGAUCCUUUGGAUGCAUUUGCUAAGGGUGAAGUGUUUGUGGGCAGCAAAGAGAAUGGCUAUAGUGUCCAGAAGGGAUUGCCUUCCGGGGCACAGGGAAACUUCUCUUGGCAUUAUGGCCUCACCAUUGUCACCCCUGACCGGGAAUACCUCUUCACCUGCGAGACAGAGACUGACCAGCUGGACUGGAUUGCAGCUUUCACUAGUGUCAUCAACCAGGCCAUGACACCACAGGAAUAUGCAAUUGAAGCCUACUUCAAGUUUAAAUCCUAGGAAGCCAGGCGGGAACCUUGCUAUGACUUGACUCUACUUGGCCCCGUUGGAUGGGCUGUCAGGAGAGGAGAGAUUGACAUCCAAGAAACACAAUGCUCUUGAAGCACCCUUCAAAGCACUUUCCUUCCCCAUAGAUGGUCCACUUUGUUCUGGGGGACAAAUUAAGCUGCUUCCUUUCAAGUGCAAGAUUAUGUGAGUCUUAAACCUCGGUGCAACCUGUCACUGUUAAAUUGCUGUGAUCUGACUGGAUGCUGGCAGGCUUUGCCUGUCAGUUGGACCUUGAAAACUUGUCACUUGCUAUGUUGGACAUGGGACCUAGUAUUGCUCCUGCAUGAAGCUGCAGACAGCCACCUACCUUACGCAAGAAAACAGCUGCCUGCCUGGAGCUACGCCGCAGCAGAUUGCAGGGGCUGCUGGGCUAGGAGAGACAAGAAACAGCUUCUCUGCUGGCAACAGAGAUGUGAAACAUUUAGAUAUUUGAUCAGUUAGAGCUCUAGUUGAGAAAGGUCACUUAAAAGACAUAAUCUAACAACCAAAUGUGUGGCCUGUUUCCUCCUGCCAUGUGUGGGCUUGAAAGCUUCUUUGGACCACAUUUGUGUGGAGACCUUCCUCCAAUUGCUACAGAGAAUGUUAACAGAUCUGCUCAAAAACAAUGUGUGUGUAUACUUGUGUGUGUGGGGGUAAUGUAUAUGUGUGUGUAUGUAACAAAACGUGGUGGAAAGUGGCAUACUGCCCUAGGGAAGAUACUGUAGGGUAUAUUCAUGCCAUUGAAGUUCAACUGUCAAAUUGGAGUCUCUAAUCACACCAGUAGAGAGAGGCUGGGUCUGGCAGAGAGCAUCCUGUGGCAUGUCCGAUGCAGACUUUGGACUCUCUGUUGACUUUACUAGAGCGCGGGGGUUGAUGUCUGAAGUUAGUAACACUAACUUUGCUCUGUUCCUUUGUUCUCUUUAUGUCAAAGGCCUGGCACUUUCAUUCUGCCCUACACAUUACAUAUGUAUAUCUUGUAUAUUACAUAAACAUACAAUUUUAUGCAGUAAUAGGAAGUCUGUAUGUUCAUGUCCUUCUAGUAACAGUUAACUGCUGAAUCAACUCGUGAUUCCUGUCUUAAAGAUCAUGUCUUAAACGUCUCCUGGGAGAGCUGUAUUUCACAUGAUGGAAGGACCAGCUGACUUCUGCUGGUGACACUGUAGAAUCUGAUGUGUCUGCAGUUUUACACAGGCAGUGUGAGAGUGGGCACCUAGUGUGUUAAGGGGGAGAUAACUGGAAUUAAUGAGGUAACUAGUAUUUUAAUUAGCUCCUAAAGAAAUGAAUAAAAAUAAUCCCUUUGUAAUUUA